AUGGUAUCGUCACUUAGAUACAAGCUGUUCCGAUCGUAUGUCCGCAAAGUGUUUGAUGAGAUUGGCACUACAGACGAUAUGGUGGAUUUGGAAAAGAUUACUGAAGGAGUGCAAUCUCAAGCUGGCACCCAUCCCUUCACCGAGGGGGAACUCGAGGCUGGAUAUGAGCGAAUGGCCAGCGAUAAUGCUGUUAUGAUCGCUGAUAACAAGAUCACACUCAUCUAA
Messenger RNA from Strongylus vulgaris, 225 nucleotides. NCBI's taxonomy places the organism in Eukaryota, Metazoa, Nematoda, Chromadorea, Rhabditida, Strongylidae. The record is from the annotation of a GenBank genome assembly.